GCGUCUGCGCAGUUGCUGAUCAGAGACCGUUGUUUUUACCAUAACCACAACAACAGCAGAGAUAUAGGUAGAGGCCGAUAGACGGUCUGUCCAUAAUGACUUCAACGCCAUUUCUGGCAGUGUUCACCUCUCCGGAGGUUCAAUUACCAGAACUUACCUCUUACCUCUCCCUUGACGGCAUCCAUGUUCCCAACGACAGGCCAUAUGUAUGGCAAAAUGCAGUCACAUCCUUAGACGGGGUGAUUGGGCUUGCGGAAAUUGGAUGCACUGAUGCUGGGCCUAUUGCCAUGAAGCACAUGGAGCAAGUGAAAGGCUCGUUGACCGAUUGGAGAAUACUCAAUUUUGGAUGGGCAUGCGCAGACGGCGUGCUGGUGACUGGCGCCAACCUGAGAAAUGAACCAGAAUUUGAUGGGUGGUUUACAAGGUUCCAAGAUCUACAAAACUAUCGCCAGACAAACCUCAAAAGCCCUGAUCACCCUCUUCAAAUCAUUGUAACGAACAGCGGGGAAUUGCCUCUGGACCAUCCCGUUUUCCAACGGGUUGACUUGAAAGUUCUUAUCGUCACAGGCGGACGCGGAAGCAGGUGCUUGGCUGAGCGCGGGAAAUCAGAGAAUGUCGUUGUUUGCGGUGAAGAUGUGGUGGAUUUGAGACAGUUGAUGAAAGUUUUGAAGGAGAGUUAUCAGAUCCAGACAUUAGAUAUUUCCACAGGCGGAGCUUUUGCAUCUGACUGCCUGAACCUUGGUCUAAUUGAUGAAGUGCGAUAUACUUUAUCAGGGCAGAUAUGCGGACGAGUCAACUCGCAAAAUCAGCAGCGACCAGUUUUAUUUCCCAACGUUCGAUUCAAUUGGGUAGAUCGUCCGGCAGGGCUGGGUAAUCCUUUGAUACAUUAUUUGGGGAUUAGAGCUGUCGAUGAGCAUUUUGUUUUUGUCAGGGGUCGGGUGGAAUACAGGUAGAAUGAGUGUAUGGAAAUAUAUAUACUAUCAAAUAUGUUUGACAUCAAGAAACUUGUGUUCAGGGCA
This is a messenger RNA of Spizellomyces punctatus DAOM BR117, 1019 nucleotides long. RefSeq lists its product as uncharacterized. Bases 96 to 953 code for a protein of 285 amino acids. Gene Ontology annotation, biological process: riboflavin biosynthetic process. Gene Ontology annotation, molecular function: 5-amino-6-(5-phosphoribosylamino)uracil reductase activity. The transcript has 4 exons. Lineage: Eukaryota; Fungi; Chytridiomycota; Chytridiomycetes; Spizellomycetales; Spizellomycetaceae. The record is from RefSeq and is a predicted model, not a curated record.